CGGUCGAGAAAUUUGUUAGUGUAAUUUAAAGUCAGUAAUUUCUUCAGUUGAAUUUUAAAAUUACCAUGAUAUUGCAAAAAGUCUUCAAUUGCAUUGCUUUAUUCAGUUUUUUGUUGAUGGUAAGAAAAUCAGCAGCUGCUGAUGAGGAACAGUUAGAUGGUGGUCGGUUUCAAAACAUUAGAAAUGUUGAGUUCGACUGGAUUCUUACGAAGCAAGUAUUUGCAGAAAAGUCCAACGCAGUGAUUUCACCGUUUCUUGUAAAAUUGAUGCUAGUUCUUUUGUACGAAGCUACCGGAGUUGGGGAGAUUUCCGGUGCGAACCCACUCAGCACAGAGCUGCGACUAGUGCUGGAACCAAAUGGAGAUCUUCAGGAUACCCGAACAAACUAUCAACAGCUGCUGGAGUCAGUUUUGAAAUCGGACAGCAUGUACGAUGUUCGCUUGGACACCAAAUUCUUCUUGGAUGACUUUAUUGACGUAGCCUCAAAGUACGAACUCAUCGUGGAGCACUUUUACAAUGCUUCUGCUGAGAAUGUGCCCUUUUCGAAACUACGGGAGGCAGUUGAGGUGAUCAACGAUUGGGCUAACUCCGUUACGCAGGGACGUAUCAAUAAGCUGGUUAGUGAAGCUGACAUCACCAACUCAGUUAUCGCGUUGGCCAGCAUUGCUUCCUUCAAAGGACAGUGGAAAUCCCCAUUUCCAGCAAGUAAUACAAGGCAGGGUAUUUUCAACGGGGUUCAAGUAGAUUACAUGCAACAGAUCGAUCUGCUGUAUUACGAUGAUUCGACCACGCUGGGAGCUCAGUUGCUUCGGAUGCCAUACCAGGGUGGGAAGUUCGCCAUGUUCUUUAUACUACCUCACCAGAAUCAAACCGUUGAUGAUGUACUGGGUCGAAUUACGCCGCAAGUUCUGCACCAAGCGCUGUGGUACAUGGACGAGCUGGACGUCAACGUUACCAUUCCCAAAUUUAAGUUCGACUUCUCUGUACAGCUUAGUGAAUCUUUACAGAAGAUUGGAAUUCGAGAAAUUUUCUCUAUGGACAGAACCUUACCCUUACUGGCACGUGGAAAAGGGGCAAGAGAUCAGGUUAGAAUAUCUCAGGUAUUGCAGAAGGUUGGAAUCACUGUUGACGAGACGGGAAGCGAUGCCAGUGUGGCUGGAGGCAUUACUUUGACCAACAAAGUCAACACUGUUCCAGAUGGUUUGCAACUGUUCAAUGCCAAUCGACCUUUUGCGUUUUUCAUCGAGGACGAGGCAACUGGUUUGUGCUUAUUUGCUGGCAAAGUUGAGAACCCAACACAAUUGUAAAGAGCAUUAAAUCCAAACUAAACCCAAACAAUUUGCCAACAGCA
This is a messenger RNA of Culex quinquefasciatus (southern house mosquito), 1351 nucleotides long. RefSeq names its product serine protease inhibitor 27A. Bases 66 to 1307 code for a protein of 413 amino acids. The transcript has 6 exons. NCBI's taxonomy places the organism in Eukaryota, Metazoa, Arthropoda, Insecta, Diptera, Culicidae. The record is from RefSeq and is a predicted model, not a curated record. Gene Ontology annotation, molecular function: serine-type endopeptidase inhibitor activity.